GAACAUUUUGGCUAAUUAAACAUUCUAACUCUAAUAGCAAUUUCACUAACUAGUCACACAACAUCAUGAUCCUACCCAAAAACCCCAACUUGUUUUCUUUCAUCUUUUUACUUCUCAUUCUCUCUUCCUCUUCCUCUUCCUUCCUUGUAUCUGCUUCUGAUUCUACAACUGAAGAUGAGUACAACUACAAAGUAGGAUCUAAGGAAGGACCAGAGAAUUGGGGAAAUAUGAAACCAGAAUGGAAAGUGUGUGGCAUUGGAAAAUUACAAUCUCCAAUUGAUAUCUGUAACAAAAGGGUGCAGGAAUUUCCUCAACUUGGUAUACUUCAAAGAGAUUACAAACCAGCUCCUGCUGUCCUAUUGAAUAGGGGUCAUGAUGUCAUGGUCCAGUGGAAUGGUGAUGCAGGGAAUAUUAAUAUAAAUGGAACUUACUAUAAACUAGUGCAAUGUCAUUGGCAUACACCUUCAGAACACACCUUGAGUGGAUCAAAGUAUGAUAUGGAACUGCAUGCAGUCCAUAAAAGCUCUACAGGAGAGACAGCUGUCAUUGGAGUAUGGUAUAAAAUUGGCAAACCAGAUCCCUUUCUUUCGAAGCUGCUAGAUCAAAUAAAGUUAAUUGAUGACAAGGAAAUAGAUGUAGGAACAAUUAACCCAGCAGACAUCAAAUUUGCAAACAAAAAGUAUUACAGAUAUAUUGGUUCUUUAACAACUCCACCAUGUACUGAAGGUGUUACUUGGACAAUAGUGAAGAAGGUUAAGACAGCCUCAAUUGAACAGAUCAUAGCCUUGAAAGAAGCUGUUCAUCGUGGAUUUGAGGAAAAUGCAAGGCCAACACAGAAUCUUGGUGCAAGAGAAGUUUGGUUAUAUGCUUCUGAAGAGAAUAAGAAGAGUACUUAAUAGUGUCUCUUUGGCAUUGCAAUCAAUUAUGCAGACACAAAGCAGCACACUUGGUGCAUGUUAGGGAGAGUGGCAAUGACCUCCACGGUGCGCACAUUAGUCUACCACUUCGAAGUGUAGCUUCAACCAAACUACACAGUACUGCCAUUGAAUGUUGCAAAAUCUAAAUAUACACUUAAUUGGAGAAAUUGGGAAGGUAAAGUUGAUUUGAUGGUCAAUUUGGUACAUAACAAGAGGAUGCAAGUAGCACUGUCGUUGUAUAUAAAAGAUCAUAAUCAAUUCCAUGUUGAUAGAA
Molecule: messenger RNA, 1191 nt
Organism: Cicer arietinum (chickpea)
Lineage: Eukaryota; Viridiplantae; Streptophyta; Magnoliopsida; Fabales; Fabaceae
Product: alpha carbonic anhydrase 4-like
Biological process (GO): one-carbon metabolic process
Molecular function (GO): zinc ion binding; carbonate dehydratase activity
Source: RefSeq, a predicted model, not a curated record